UUCAUUUUCCUUGUUAAACUCAGGAAAGACGCGUAAAAAGAAGUUUUAAACACCACCUAAGUCAACAUUCGUUUCGAGAGUAUCAGGAUCUCGUCAUAAGAGAGAAAAAAUCUGCCUAAGAAAUCGAUCAUUCGGCGGCCAUGGAAGAAGAAAUCGACAAGGUGAAGUCUCAAAUGGUAGUUGAAGAAUGGAGUGGGACUUCGUCGAACAAACUGUCGUUGACGGCCGUUAUAUCUCCGUCUUCUUCUCCUUUGUCUUUCACGUUGAAAAGACAUGGUAAUCGAUUCAAGCUUUUUUCCCGAAGGUUCCUCGAGGCAUUUGUUCCUGAGGGAUUUCCAAGCAGUGUGACUCCAGAUUACAUCCCUUUUCAGACAUGGGAUUUAUUGCAGGGCCUUUCAACAUACAUAAGGACCAUGCUUUCUACACAAGCUCUCUUAAGUGCUAUAGGAGUUGGGGAGAAAUCAGCAACUGUAAUUGGGGCUACUUUUCAGUGGUUUUUGAGGGAUUUAACUGGAAUGCUUGGAGGUGUCAUGUUCACAUUCUACCAGGGCUCAAACUUAGAUAGCAAUGCCAAAAUGUGGCGUCUGGUUGCAGAUCUCAUGAAUGAUCUUGGAAUGCUGAUGGACCUUGUUUCUCCAUUGUUCCCUUCGGCAUUUAUAUUCAUUGUCUGCAUAGGAAGCUUGUCAAGAUCUUUCACUGGUGUUGCCAGUGGAGCAACUAGAGCUGCUUUGACCCAACAUUUUGCUCUUCAGAACAAUGCAGCAGAUAUAUCUGCAAAGGAAGGAAGCCAAGAGACAGUGGCAACAAUGAUUGGAAUGGCUUUAGGGAUGCUUCUUGCACACAUUACAAUGGGACACUCAACUAUCAUUUGGCUCUCUUUUUUGUCCCUCACAAUCUUCCACAUGUAUGCUAAUUACAAAGCUGUUAGGUGCCUUAAUCUCACUACAUUAAACUGUGAAAGAAGCUCAAUUCUUUUGUUGCAUUUCAUGGAGUCUGGUGGAGUUUUGUCUUCAAAAGAGGUCUCUGCGUUAGAGCAUGUGUUGCCUUUAUGGAUGAGUAGUUGGAGUUCAAAAAAUACAAAAUCUCUGUAUACACGUGUACGCCUAGGUGUCAGGGUUUCCUCACUCAACACUUUGGAAAUGAAGGAGCUAUUAGGUUAUGCUGGAUCUGAGUAUGAAAAAGGAAAAUACUUGUUACUUGAGAAUAAAGGAAUUGUGAGCAUUGUUGUGCAUAAAGAUUCAAGUAGUGGAGAUGUGAUGAAGGGAUUCAUGCAUGCUCUUGUUAUGGCGAAUCUGUUAGAUGAUAAGAAAAGCCAAAUGUGGAUGAACAAACACUAUCAAGACUUUAUUUUCAAGAUUCAAUCGUGUGGUUGGAAAACAGAGCGACUUUUGUCAUCAUCAAUCGUAUGGAGAGCAAACUGGACACAUAAAAAGAUAAACUAGAAGAUAUGUAACACCUGUUCACACAAAAUCAAUCAAUUAACAAAAAUCGAAUUCGUUUUUUAAUGAUUAAAUGGGCAUUGUUAUUUGUGAUUUGAG
Molecule: messenger RNA, 1538 nt
Organism: Lactuca saligna
Lineage: Eukaryota; Viridiplantae; Streptophyta; Magnoliopsida; Asterales; Asteraceae
Source: the annotation of a GenBank genome assembly